AUGUUAAUCCAAGAGCUGGAAGGUGCAAUCAAUGAACGCGACGAUGAGAAUAAGAAACUACGCGAAAAGCUGCAAUAUCUGAAGGAAGACAGAGAUCGCUGGAAAAGUGAGCACGAUAAAGCUGAAAAUAAUCGUCGCUGUGGCAACUGUGGCGAUGGAGCAGCUUUGAACGAACUGGAAAAAGAUUUGGAGGAGCGCAAACGAACCAUCGAUGCUUUAACUGAUUCGAAUACUGAACUUAGAGCGAAGCUGGAAAAUCUUUGUUUGGAAUAUGAGAAAGCGAAGAAGAAUGCAGAAACAUGGGAAGCGAGGUGCGAAAAAAAAGAAACGUGUAAGUUUUUUUUGUCGGUAGAAAUUGAUAAUAUUUUUUUGUAG
Gongylonema pulchrum is the source of this 375-nucleotide messenger RNA. NCBI's taxonomy places the organism in Eukaryota, Metazoa, Nematoda, Chromadorea, Rhabditida, Gongylonematidae. The record is from the annotation of a GenBank genome assembly.